Molecule: messenger RNA, 1587 nt
Organism: Linum trigynum
Lineage: Eukaryota; Viridiplantae; Streptophyta; Magnoliopsida; Malpighiales; Linaceae
Source: the annotation of a GenBank genome assembly
AUGGCGGCCUCUGCCCAACACCGCUGCGUUUUUGUUGGGAACAUACCCUAUGAUGCAACUGAAGAGCAACUAAUAGAAAUCUGCAGAGAGGUUGGGCCGGUUGUGUCUUUCAGAUUAGUUGUUGACAGAGAAACUGGAAAACCGAAGGGUUACGGGUUCUGUGAGUAUAAGGAUGAAGAGACAGCUCUCAGUGCUCGCCGUAACCUACAGGGUUAUGAGAUCAAUGGUCGGCAAUUGCGUGUAGAUUUUGCAGAGAACGACAAAAAUACUGAUAGAAACAAGGAACAGGGUCGACAAGCUUCUAAUACUGAUCCUAGGAGACAUGGAGGACCCCCUGCAAACAUUGCAGAUGCUACACAGCAUCAGCCAAUAGGUCUCCACAUAGCCAUGACCGCUGCCACUGUCAUGACUGGAGCUUUAGGUGCUACUCAGACAGCAGUGCAGUCGAAUCAGGCUGCUUUCCAGGGUCAGUCGGCAUUAACAAGUGACCCCUUGACACUUCAUUUGGCAAAAAUGUCUAGGAGUCAAUUGAACGAAGUUAUGACUGAGCUGAAGGUAAUGGCAACACAAAACAGGGAAGCAGCUCGUCAACUGUUGCUUGAGAGGCCUCAAUUGCCAAAAGCACUUUUUCAGGCACAAAUAAUGCUAGGAAUGGUCACCCCAGAAGUGCUGCAAAUGCCAAAUAUAAGAGCACCUUCAAGUCAAUUGGCAUUACCACCAUUGCAAGACACUCAGCAGGGUAAACAUGCCCUUCAGACAUUGGCAGGGUCAGCCCUUCCUUCCCAGGGGACAUACCCUAGUUUGGUGACUCAAGUACCAGGUGGUCGCUCAUCUGUAGUGCCUCUCAAUCCUUCAGUACAAGACCAGGUUUCUACAUCCCCAAUGCAUCCUCCAAACAAGACCCAUGUUCUUCCGCAAGCUCUAUUACCCGGGAAAUCUGUAGUCCCAAUACCUCUUCCUGCGCAACCCAUUACUAGACCACCAAAUCAGGCGACAGUAGAUUCGUCGCUCUUAACCCAACAAAUUCAACAAUCCAUUGUACAGAACCCAGGACAGUCUGGAGGUGGAAAUUACGGCUAUAAAUCCCAAAUCAGUCUUCGUCCAUUUGUGUCAGAAACAUCAACAAAGCCUGAGCCGCUGAUGUCAUCAGGCAUUUCAGAUCCUGGUAGCAUGGAUGCCCGUCCUGCUAUUCAGGUUCCCGAUGAAGCUACAAGGUAUAACCGGAACAUGGCUUACAGGCAAGCAAACACCUUUCAGGAUCCCAGUGAACCAAGUCAUCGCCCUACAAAGCUUCUGAAGUUGGACGAAGGCAGGAACACGUCUUCCUCAAUUGGGGAUCGUAACAUGGCCAACAACACCGGAUUUGGUCCAAGCCAAACGGUCCCAGUUAUUUCAGUGCCUACGAAGCCACUCCCCAAGCCAGAAGAGAAACAAGCACCUCAGCUUGCACCAGAUGUGGAAUCUGCCCUGCUCCAGCAGGUGCUAAGCCUUACGCCGGAGCAGUUGAGUUCAUUGCCACCGGAGCAGCAGCAACAGGUGAUUCAGCUCCAGCAAGCACUUAGACGAGACCAGAUGCAGCCGUCAUAG